AUGAAUUUCGCUAUCCUACUUUGUCUUCUCACGGUUGGCGCCGUCCUUGGAAAGCCUCUCAGUCAACUCGAUGGUGACAAAAUAAUUGACACCGAGCAAAGGACAAUUGUGAUUCGUCCGCCUGAAAGCAAUGAGGACUUGUCUCCACCAGAUGGAUCAGACGAAGAACGCCCGCGUCCCCCGGACGGUUCGGAUGAAGAACGCCCGCCUUUCCCGGAUAGUUCGGAUGAAGAACGUCCGCCUUUCCCGGAUGAUUCGGAUGAAGAACGCCCGCGUCCCCCAAAUGGCUCCGAUGAAGAACGCUCGCCUUUCCCGGAUGAUUCGGAUGAAGAACGCCCGCGUCCCCCGAAUGCCUCGGAUGAAGAACGCCCACCAAUUGAUGAACGUCCACCCCCAGGAGAAGAGGAUCCAAGACCACCUCAGGGAGGAGAAGACGAACGUCCACCACAGGGAGGAGAUGACCAGCGUCCACCACAGGGUGGAGAUGACCAUCGUCCGCCUCAAGGCGGAGAUGACAAACGUCCACCACAGGGAGGAGAUGACCAGCGUCCACCACAGGGAGGAGAUGACCAUCGUCCGCCUCAAGGCGGAGAUGACAAACGUCCACCACAGGGAGGAGAUGACCAGCGUCCACCACAGGGAGGAGAUGACCAACGUCCGCCUCAGGGAGGAGAUGACCAACGUCCACCUGAGGGCGGUGAUUGCAAACGGCCACCCCAGGGAGAAGAUGGACAGCGACCACCACAAGGUGGUGAAGAACCAUGUCAAGGAGAUGAAAAUGGUAGUCCAGGAUCAAAGAUUGUCAAUGUCAAUGUGAAUAUUCGUGUAUAA
This is a messenger RNA of Wyeomyia smithii (pitcher-plant mosquito), 831 nucleotides long. Its product is annotated as proline-rich protein HaeIII subfamily 1-like. NCBI's taxonomy places the organism in Eukaryota, Metazoa, Arthropoda, Insecta, Diptera, Culicidae. The record is from RefSeq and is a predicted model, not a curated record. The transcript has a single exon. Bases 1 to 831 code for a protein of 276 amino acids.